Molecule: messenger RNA, 8492 nt
Organism: Neogale vison (American mink)
Lineage: Eukaryota; Metazoa; Chordata; Mammalia; Carnivora; Mustelidae
Gene: EPB41L1
Product: erythrocyte membrane protein band 4.1 like 1
Exons: 26
Coding region: 180-5054 (1624 amino acids)
Biological process (GO): cortical actin cytoskeleton organization
Cellular component (GO): cytoskeleton; plasma membrane
Molecular function (GO): actin binding; structural molecule activity
Source: RefSeq, a predicted model, not a curated record
GAGCGAGCGGGGCAUUUCUGCGCAGCUCGAGUGCGCCUCGGAGCCCGCCCGGGCGGCCGCCGGACGCACGGACCGAGGACCGACAGCGCCCGGAAGCCGCGCCGCCGCUGCCAGGUGCCUGACAGACGUGCUUUUCCCCGGGGAGCUGGUGUGGACCGAGGAGGGGCGUGCUGGUCACCAUGACAACAGAGACAGGCCCCGAUUCUGAGGUGAAGAAGGCUCAGGAGGAGGCCCCACAGCAGCCCGAGGCAGCCGCUACUGCAACCACCCCUGUGACCCCAGCAGGCCACAGCGGCCACCCGGAGGCCAACUCCAAUGAGAAGCACCCGCCCCAGCAGGACACGCGGCCUGCUGGACAGAGCCUAGACAUGGAGGAGAAGGGCUAUGGGGAGGCUGAUGGCCUGUCGGAGAGGACCACGCCCAGUAGAGCCCAGAAAUCACCCCAGAAGAUUGCCAAGAAGUAUAAGAGUGCCAUCUGCCGAGUCACUCUGCUUGAUGCCUCUGAGUACGAGUGUGAGGUGGAGAAACAUGGCCGGGGCCAGGUGCUAUUUGACCUGGUCUGUGAGCACCUCAACCUCCUGGAGAAGGACUACUUCGGCCUGACCUUCUGUGAUGCCGACAGCCAGAAGAACUGGCUGGACCCCUCCAAGGAAAUCAAGAAGCAGAUCCGGAGCAGCCCCUGGAAUUUUGCCUUCACAGUCAAGUUCUACCCCCCUGACCCUGCCCAGCUGACAGAAGACAUCACAAGAUACUACCUGUGCCUGCAGCUGCGGGCAGACAUCAUCACGGGCCGGCUGCCCUGCUCCUUCGUCACACAUGCUCUGCUGGGCUCCUACGCCGUGCAGGCUGAGCUGGGCGACUAUGACGCCGAGGAGCACGUGGGCAACUAUGUCAGCGAGCUCCGCUUCGCCCCCAACCAGACCCGGGAGCUGGAGGAGAGGAUCAUGGAGCUACACAAGACGUACAGGGGCAUGACUCCAGGAGAAGCAGAAAUCCACUUCUUAGAGAAUGCCAAGAAGCUCUCCAUGUAUGGAGUAGACCUACACCAUGCCAAGGACUCCGAGGGCAUCGACAUCAUGUUAGGGGUCUGUGCCAAUGGCCUGCUCAUCUACCGGGACCGGCUCAGAAUCAACCGCUUCGCCUGGCCCAAGAUUCUCAAGAUCUCCUAUAAGAGAAGUAACUUUUAUAUCAAGAUCCGGCCUGGGGAGUAUGAGCAGUUUGAGAGCACAAUUGGCUUUAAGCUCCCAAACCACCGGUCAGCCAAGAGACUGUGGAAGGUCUGCAUAGAGCAUCACACGUUCUUCCGGCUGGUGUCACCCGAGCCCCCGCCCAAGGGCUUCCUGGUGAUGGGCUCCAAGUUCCGAUAUAGUGGGAGGACUCAGGCACAGACCCGCCAGGCCAGCGCCCUCAUUGACCGGCCCGCACCCUUCUUCGAGCGUUCCUCCAGCAAACGGUACACCAUGUCCCGCAGUCUUGAUGGAGCGGAGUUCUCCCGCCCAGCCUCGGUCAGUGAGAAUCACGAUACAGGACCUGACGGUGACAAGCAGGAGGAGGAUGGCGAGUCUGGGGGCAGACGGUCAGAGGCCGAGGAGGGAGAGGUCAGGACCCCCACCAAGAUCAAGGAGCUAAAGCUGGAGCAGGAAACCACGCCGAGACACAAGCAGGAGUUCCUAGACAAGCCAGAGGAUGUCUUGCUCAAGCACCAGGCCAGCAUCAACGAGCUCAAACGGACCCUGAAGGAGCCCAACAGCAAGCUGGUCCACCGGGACCGAGACUGGGAGCGGGAGCGCAGGCUGCCCUCCUCGCCCGCCUCCCCCUCCCCCAAGGGCACCCCUGAGAAAGUCAACGAGUCCCGGAGGACCCAGGACACCUCUCCACAGGACUUGGCACCUGAGCCUGGGACGGCCACAGGCUGGGAAGUGUUCACUCAGAAAAGCCUCGCAGCGUCUCCUGAGGGUUCAGAGCAUUGGGUAUUUAUAGAAAGAGAGUACACUAGGCCAGAAGAACUCAGUCUCCUAAAAGUGACCACCACGCAGCAGGAAGAAAGUAAGGCAGGCCUCGCAGAUAUCCUUGCUGAUGGCAGACUCUCCAAAGUAGACAUCCUGGUGGAUAAGUUCAAAGUCGAAGUGGCCACAGAAGAAAUGGUGGGAGUUAGAAGAGCAAAGACCCAGCAACAAGGAAGAAUGAUUGCAAGCCCUGAAGACUUUGAGUCAGUGUGGGAGGAAGGCCCCUGGGUCAGGAAAGGCCCAGGAGGGGCUUCUCUGGCUGCAGGCUCUGCCCUGGCAGAAAACCUCUUGGAGGGCUCCCAGUUGAGGGUGGGCACUGGGGAGGCCACCAUCAAGAAGCGCUGGAUCUCAGGUGGUCAGCUGGAGGGCCAGACGGAGCUGAGGAAGGAGCUGGAGGAGUUCCAGACUUGGGGAAGACCCACUGCCUCAGGGACGAGGUCAGCAGAGGCCGAUGUCCCUUCUCCAGCCUCCGACAAGGGAGGACUCCAGUCAUUUCUGCUGGACCCAGCCCAGUCGGAAGCCAGAGCUGACUCGAGUGAUGAAACCGAACCUUCCUUUGCAGAGAGGAGCUUCUAUCUGAACUAUGGAGAGAAAGAUUCUGAAGACCGAGUCCUCCCUCCACCUCUGGAGGAAAGGGAAGAGUGCCUGGUCACCCUUCCCGUUGAUGAGACCAGGCUGGAGCUCGCAGAGAGCUCCGCACUGAAUUCCUCAGGCCCACAGGGCUCUGCUGCAGCUUCCAGCAGGAGCAAGGACCAAGAGGGUGAAGCUCACAAGCCUUCUUUAGAGGAAAGGGCAGGGUCCCGUGGGAACUGCAGAAGACCAGGUGACCUGGAGGCCUUUGCUGAGCAGCUCAGUAAGGGACCUUCUCCAGGGCAGACAUGUGCUGAGGACUGGGAAGAAGCUGGGCGGGGGGUGGAAGGAGAAUUCAGCUACUCAGCAUCCAACCUAGGCAUGGAGGAAGAGGCCCCCAAUGGUGGAGAUUUGGUGGAAAAGGCUGAGAACAGUCCCCCAGCAGGAUGGAAGGACCACACACCUCACAGCGCAGGGGCCAUGCACCCAGAGCUCCCAGUCUGCGCCCUUCCCCGGACCACCCCUCCUAAUGAUGUCAGGAAGCCAGCCAAGCCAGGCAGAGGCAACUUUCUGCCCCAAGACCAGGGCCGGGUCCACAUCCAAACAGGAGAACCCGUGACAGAGGACAGAAAGGCCUCAGCGUUUCUUCAGAUGGAAGUGCUCGCCCCCCUCCCAGCCUCUCCUGGUCCCUUUCAAUCUCAGGCAGCUCUGGAGGAAACUUCUCCAAGCCCAGCCCCUUAUGGGUCAAGGGAGCCUCUGCAGCUUGGGGAUCCUUUUGGAGAACAGUCCCCUGUGUUUCUCAAACAUGCCCAUCCUCUUAAAGAGAGCCCAGAGCCCAAGGACCGAGGAGGACCGUUCGUGACCUCAGAUGGAGGUGAGCGCCGGGCACCUCCCGUUGCCAGCAGAAAGCCCAGAGUUGUCUCCGAACGAGCCGAGGGGGCUGUACCCCUGGGGUUGAUGUUCCCUUCAGGGAAGCCAAAGGAGAUAACCUCUUUCCAGGCUGCGGGCCAAGAGGGGUCCCUGGAAGAUAUCAGCAAGACCUCAGUGGCCAACAAAAUUCGGAUCUUUGAGACCCAUGGAGCUGAAACUCGCCGAGCGAGUCAGAGUGAAACAAGGGCCCUCAUAAACGAGUUGUCUUCAGAGGCCUCCGUGGGUCAGGUAGAGCAACAGCGGAACAAGCUUCUGGACCUGGGCUUCGUCCAGCUUCAGCCCCUAGGGGACUUCGCCGGCCCCAAGGCCACCCAUUCCUCAGUGACGCUGCUGGCUGCCAGCCACUUCAGGGAGGACAUUGCUACCACAUCUGCCCAGGAAGGAUGCACGGACCUCGAGCUCAUGUCCCCUGAUUCGGGCUGCGAAACUGCGCUGGAGGAAACCACCAUGGGCACUGGCCACAACAAAUCCGGAGAUGCGGUCAGGGAAGAGAAGCCCAUCACCAGCUUAGCAGCCAACCCUCCUGGAAAAGGGGGGCACCUGAGAUUCGCCAGCCCCUCGGGCCCUCAGAGAGCAGGGCUAAGGGAGGGCUCAGAGGAGAAAGUCAAACCACCUCGUCCCAGGGCCCCAGAGAGUGACACGGGAGACGAGGACCAGGACCAGGAGAGGGACGCGGUGUUCCUGAAGGACAACCACUUGGCCAUUGAGCGCAAGUGCUCCAGCAUCACAGUCAGCUCCACGUCGAGCCUGGAGGCUGAGGUUGACUUCACGGUCAUUGGUGACUACCAUGGCAGCGCCUUCGAAGACUUCUCCCGCAGCCUGCCUGAGCUUGACCGAGACAAAAGCGACUCAGAGACCGAGGGCCUGGUGUUUUCCCGGGAUCUCAACAAGGGGGGCCUCGGCCAGGAAGAUGAGUCUGGGGGCAUCGAGGAUAGCCCGGAUCGAGGGGCCUGCGCCACCCCCGAUAUGCCCCAGUUUGAGCCUGUGAAAGCGGAAACCAUGACUGUCAGCAGCCUGGCCAUCAGAAAGAAGAUUGAGCCCGAGGCUGUCCUGCAGACCAGAGUCAGCGCUAUGGAUGCUAGCCAGCAGGUUGAUGGGACUGCCCCAGGGGGAAAGGAGUCCAUAACAACCACUCCCUCCAUCACCACAGAGACCAUAUCGACCACCAUGGAGAACAGUCUCAAGUCCGGGAAGGGGGCAGCUGCCAUGAUCCCAGGCCCACAGACGGUGGCCACGGAUAUCCGUUCUCUUUCUCCGAUCAUCGGGAAAGAUGUCCUCACCAGCACCUACGGCGCCACCGCGGAAACCCUCUCCACCUCCACCACCACCCAUGUUACCAAAACUGUGAAAGGGGGAUUUUCUGAGACGAGGAUCGAGAAGCGGAUCAUCAUCACUGGGGAUGAAGAUGUUGAUCAAGACCAGGCCCUGGCUUUGGCCAUCAAGGAGGCCAAGCUGCAGCAUCCUGACAUGUUGGUAACCAAAGCUGUCGUAUAUAGAGAAACAGACCCGUCCCCAGAGGAGAGGGACAGGAAGCCACAGGAAUCCUGACCUCUGUGAAGAGAUGCUGGCGCUUCUGGUCCAACCCAAGCCAGAGAACCGUUAAGAAGGGGCCUUCAUUCUGGAUUCUCCGACUCAACACCGCAGUCCCAGCUGUGACGUACUGUCACCGAAGAGGGACUGGGAAAGGAAAAGCAUAUAUAUAUAGAUAUAUAUAGAUAUAGAUAUAUAUACAGGAAACACCGCGUGCUUGCACUGCUGCUGGGGCUGGCCGCACCUUCGGCCAACAGCAACAACCAACAUCUGAACACCUACAUUUCCUUUGCAGACAAAUUGAAGAACUGGUGGGAUUUUUCAGGAAAAAAAAAAGUAUAUAUAUAUAUAUAAAAUGACAAUAAUCUUUCACUCCCCCUUUCGAAGCCCUGCGUAACGACAAAAGCAAGCCAGACCACAAUGAUCAUAGGAGUCCAAAACAACCCUGGUUCUGCACGCUACCUUGCGUGGACGAACAAGCAUUCCAUUUGUCCUGAAGCGUGUGCUGCCCACUGCAGUGCAAAGGAAACACUCUUGCAGCAAAGCAAGAGAAAUCUCAGCAGCGAGACACGCGCCGUCAACCGUUUGCCAAGAAAGAAAGAAAAUCCCCCACUCGGAAAGGAGGAACACUGGAUUAUUAUUUUUUGGGUCUUGACACUGGGCUGCAAAAUCCACCUUCCUUUCUUCCGCCUCCCCUUCCCUUCGACUCACGCGUCUUGUUGUCAUUUCUGUCUCUGGCUCCCUCCUCCCCCUCCCCCACCCUCUGUAUCCCGGUCCUGCCGAUGACUCUGGUUUGAAACAAGAAAAAGAAGAGAAAGCAAGCGCAGAAAACCCAGCCACAGGAAGGAAAGUAGACACUGUGCGUUUAUGGGUUGUCACGAUGAAGGUGCAGCUUGUAGGAGAUGUGUAUGGAUGUGCUUUUAAGUUAUGUAUAUGACAUAUAACAGGAAACAAAUAUUAAAAUAAACAGUGCUGGUAAGUAUGAAGCUGACAUUUUAAAAUUAUAAUUAUCCGACUGUGAUUGAUGUAUUCCAAGGUUCUUAGAUCGCACUGAACCGGCCCAGCCAAGGAGACCUGGACUCUGGCUGUGGGCUGUUCGCAGGAGGAGCUGACGGUUCAGUGUAGUAAUACAGUGUGUGGUAUUUGUAACUGGUUGAUUGGUGGGGAGGGGUGGGGUCCCCAGAAGGAGGGGCAGGUAUUUGGCAAGGAGGAAGAAACAGAUGUAGUCCAAGAUGCCUUCCCUGCUUUGGGCAGUAGCCACCAGGGCCUGAUCUGUGCUCAGCUGUGGGGUCCAGGGUCAGGAUUCCAAUACAGGGGUCCCCGGCUCAGCCCCCAUAGCCCCCUAGGGGGUUUGCUUCGGUUUUCAGUCUUCUCUUUUUUCAGCCACGUGUCUUUUUCCUGACCACAUUGUGACAGCUGACUCCCCGUGCAAAGAGAUGGGACACCCUUGGCCACUGCAGAGAAUGGUAGCUUUAACCUGGCUGUCCGGAGAGCCUGGGGCGCUCUGGUCCUCUCCCCUCCCACAUUCAUUCUCUUCCUCCUGGACCAAAGCACCCAUGGCAGAGACCCUGAACGAGGGCAGGCCCCGAUAGGACAAAACUUCAUUUCCAAAGGCUUUGCCUACCACCACCCUCCCCACCCCCACCCUCGUCCCCUCCCCACCCUGAAUAAGCCGCUGAAGAAAUGUGUUGCUCAGAGGCUCCUUCUCUGUGUGAGACUGGCUUUGGAAACCUCCCCUUCAGCCAGCAUCUGAGCUCUGAGCUGUACCCUCAGAGUCCCCAGAACUGCCUUCAGACCACAGAAGCCCUUGGAGAAUACCCCAACCAAAGCUCGGGCUUUCCCAGGCUUGCCUGCCAGGAGAUGCUCCCCGGAGCUCAGUCAGUCCCCUUUGGAGGGAAUAUGUCCCUACUGCACUUUAAUUUCUCAGUCCCAUCUUACCUGCCCUUCCCCACCUCUACAGCGGCCAUUGAAGUCAUUCAACAAAUAUUUAUUGAGUACCUGCUUGUGCCAGGCACUAGGCUUGGACUGCAGGAGAGAAUGUGGGAGAGGGGAGGGACCUGGAGGCUCCCCGAGCCAGCCUUACAUCUUCAAUCACGGCUUGCCCCUCUGAGAGCAUUUUCACAUUCUCUCCAAUUAUUGGCCAUUGCCCGGGGAUACCCCCCCCCCCGGCUUACUUGUCAGUUACCCCAGUGACAUAAAUGCUUAGUUUGCUAAGCUGGUGCUGACCUGAGAACAAGAAACCAGAACAGUGUUGGCUAAAUGGGACAGAGAGCAGGCAGAGAGACACCUGCCCCUGGGGCUCAGAGGGCAGAUUCAGCCAUCUCCACCACCACCACCACCACCACCACCACCACCACCCACCCCCUGGAGCAAGACCAGUGGCUCACUCCAACCCCCACCCCCACCCUGAGUGCUCACUUCCCAUGCACCAGGUUCUUUUUACUACCUUGGUGGAGAAGCCACAAAACCUCCUUCCCACCCGUCUCAACCUGAAAGCUCCUAUUUUCUUUCUGGGCCAAGAGCUGGAAUGGCUCCACCCCUCCCCGGGCCACCCGGAAUGUGGCUCAGGCACCCCUGUCUUUGCAGGAACCAGGUGCCCCGAGCACACGGGUCACACCUCAGAGGGAGAGUAUUUGUUCUGGAUCCUGCACCUGUUUACAGCCCCUGAAUGUGUGGCUUCAGAGCAGGGAUGAAGGGACCAGGCUUAGCUUGUGAGCUGGCCAGGGUUUGUGGAGCUCUCCAUCCCACAGAUGCUGUGACCUUCCUUCCGUGGAGAGGCAGGUAGUGCCACCAGGGAGGAGGGGAGCUGCAAAGCUGAAAUCUAGGGCACUGCUUCCUCCCAUCCUCCUCUUCAUAGAGAAUAUAGAUGUUUGUCUUGUCUGUCUUCAACCUACUUUUCUUUUUUCCUUUUUGCAUUUCUCAUCCUUUUUGUGCUGCCUAUCCACCCAGGAGACCAUGUAGCAUGAUGGAAAAUGUCCUGGAGGGUAUCCUGGCUCAGCCCCUAACUCACCAUGUGACAUUGGUCUAGUCCCACCCCCUCCUUUGGGGCCUCAGUUUCCCCAUUUGCAAAAUGAGUAGGAUAAACCAGAUGCUCUCCAGGGUCUUUUCCCAGUCUGCUGUCCUACAGAUCUUCAUUUUUCUCUUGUUUUGCUUUCUUGGGAUCUUUUCCAUCUGAGGGGACAGGAGUUGCCAGGACCUGUUUCAGUUUGUGAAUCCUGCAAGCACAUUCCAAGACUGGCCUGCAAUUGCAUGAGCAACAUCACUCUAAAUAAUUUUUUUUUUCAAAAGCACCUUCCAACCAACUGCGAUGCUGUCCUGUUCCUUUUUACUCAUACCCUUCCCUCCCCUCUUGUCCCCACGCUCCCCCACCUCAGUGCUCUGUGCUGUAUGCGUGUGCUCUCUGUUCUUGUAUACUCAAUAAAAGUGAAAUAAAUGUGUUUGAUGCUGAACUACAAA